Messenger RNA from Cervus elaphus (red deer), 1250 nucleotides. It is a transcript of the gene MS4A8, whose product is annotated as membrane spanning 4-domains A8. Lineage: Eukaryota; Metazoa; Chordata; Mammalia; Artiodactyla; Cervidae. Gene Ontology annotation, biological process: cell surface receptor signaling pathway. The coding region runs from base 163 to 918 and encodes 251 amino acids. The transcript has 7 exons. The record is from RefSeq and is a predicted model, not a curated record. Gene Ontology annotation, cellular component: plasma membrane.
UAUCUGGGAGGAAAGCAGAGUGGACUUUGGAUCUUUUUAAACACAUCCCCAAACCCAACCCAGUGUGUCCACUCUCUAAGGAAAAAGAAGCCACCUACAGCAAAGAACUGGGAAUAGACAGACAGAAGUGAGAGAGACUUCGCCGCUGGCAGAGCAAACAGCAUGAAUCCAACGACUUCAGCAGGUCCCACGGCCAACUCUGUGUUUGUGGUGACACCCCCAAAUGGGUAUACGGUGUUCCCUGGGGGCAUGUCUCAGGUGCCCCUAUAUCCAAACUGCCAGUCCCAAGUCCAUGUAAUUCACGGGAACCCAGCUGGUCUGUGGCCAUCUGUGAGUCAGCAACCCACGGAGAGAACCCUAAAAGAAGGCAAAACCUUAGGGGCCAUCCAGAUCCUGAUUGGCCUGGUUCACCUUGGCCUCGGUUCCGUCAUGGCGACUGUCCUCAUAGGGAGCUACACUGCUGUCUCGUUCUACGGAGGCUUUCCCUUCUGGGGAGGCAUCUGGUUUAUCAUUUCAGGAUCCCUCUCGGUGUUGGCAGAAAAGCAGUCACGAUCUUCUUGUCUGCUGAAUAGCAGCGUGGGCUUCAACAUCGUCAGUGCAAUCUUCUCCAUGGUUGGACUCACACUCUUCAUCGUAGAUUUAAUUAUCAUGGCUCCCUACGCCUACCCUGACUAUAAUCCUCACUAUUCCACCUGGGGCCGGGUCCCUGGAACAGCCAUUUCUGGUUUGCUGCUCAUCUUCUGCCUCCUGGAGGUGUGCAUUGCAAGUGCAUCUGCCCACUUUGGCUGCCAGCUGACCUGCUACCAAACCAACACCGUGAGCAUGGUGAUCCCAAAUGUCUACGUGACAAACCCAGCGGUCAUCCCAGAACCAGAGAACUCGCCACCAAAUUAUUCUGAGGUCCAGGGUGACAAAUAAGCAAAGCCAAAUGUUCUAGAAGCAUUUUUCACUGGAACCCAAAAGAAUACCUCCUCUGUCUGGGCUCCUGAAACCAGAUUCUUCCUUCCCUGACAAUCUAAAGGAAACAUCUCUCCAGUGGCACGAGUUCCUGGACUUCAUUCCAUUCAGCCUGGUAGAUUGUGCUGUUCUUCUUUCAAAGAGUAGACAGAAAUUUAAAAUGGAUUUUAAUAAGAAGAGUUCCUCCCUAGGGCAUCCAUGCAUGGGUGCCUUUGUGCCACACAUGUCUAGAUAACCUAACCUUCAUUCUUUCCAUUAUUGAUUCAUUUAAUAAAAAUGCACUGAGGCUUUGA